Messenger RNA from Quercus robur (English oak), 2166 nucleotides. RefSeq lists its product as uncharacterized. Gene Ontology annotation, molecular function: protein binding. The record is from RefSeq and is a predicted model, not a curated record. NCBI's taxonomy places the organism in Eukaryota, Viridiplantae, Streptophyta, Magnoliopsida, Fagales, Fagaceae. The transcript is spliced from 5 exons. The coding region runs from base 657 to 1928 and encodes 423 amino acids.
UUUUUUUUUUUUAGUAGUGGCUUAGAAAUCCCCUGUUUUUUCCUUUUUAUUAUAUGGGUGUCUUGCCUUAAGUUGGCUUAGAAAUCCCCUUCUAGUUAGAAUCCGCUUUGAGGUUUUUUUUUUUUUGCUUGUGUUUAUUUGUUUUGUGCUGUUGUUUAGGCUUAAUUUUUGUUGUUGGGAUAAUAUUUAUAGCUUUUAAAAAUAUCAAUAAUAUUGUUGAAAGGGACAAAGAGCAAUUUUAUUGAAACAAAUUGAUAAAAAUAAUAGAUUAUAUAUAUAUUAAAAAAAAUUUAAAAAAAAUCUGGGGGGGCCACUUCCAAUUACGAAAAGUAAUUGGAGAUCUCAGAUUCUCUCUCUCACAAUAGUCAAAACCCUUAAACCCUAAAUUGAUUUCUGCCGUUUAUUAUUAUUAUUAUAUUUUAAAGUGUUAUAAAAAACAGUGUUAUAAAAACCCGCCACCGACUGCUGUGUCAUAAAAAAAAUAGAUUUGAAAGUCUCCUUCAGUCGCGCCAGAACUCUGUUAUCUCUAAUCUCAUCCCUCUGCUAUCUCCCCGAAAUCCCCAGACCGAAACCGAAAUCCCCAGCCCUCUGUUCACUCUCCCUUACUCAAGCUCAAAAAAAGCGGCUUUGUCUACUUCAUCCUCCUUCUCAUAUCGAUGGAAAACACGUUUGAAAUUUGUCUUUGUGGCAAAGGAGAAGACAAUUUUGGUUAUGAUGAUGACAUUAAGUUUUAUGUCAUCAAGGUUCCAUACGCUGGUUCUUCUUCUUCUUCUUCAACAGUGAGAAAGAAAAAGGAAGAGAAAAAGGUGGAGCAUCUCAUACCCGUCUCGAUACAAACGGCACAGACAUGCAAUCACUUUGCUGUGUUAGAUGGCAAGCUUUAUUUUGUUGCCAACGAUCUUUCCUCGGAUGCUCCGGUCAGAACGUCUGAAGAUUCGUUAUGUCGUGAGGUGUGGACCUUGGACCUUGCGCACGCUGAGGAGGGAUGGAGUCGUGCACCUCGGUUGAAAACUGGGAGAUGCAACCCGCAUACCAUCGUUCUAGGUGGUAAACUGUAUGUUUUAGGUGGUUUUGACCUAAAAAAGAAUCUGCACAAUCGUUUUCACUGGAUGGAGGUUUUUGACCCACUAAAAAGAAAAUGGGAACCCUUGCCAAAUCCUAGAUUUAGCAUUAGGUCGGAUCUUGUGUUUACUGCAUCUCUAGAGGAUGAGGAUGAUCAAAAGAUUCUUGUUGCUACAAUGUCACCUGGUUGUGAGAUUGCUCAAAUCUAUGGUUAUGAUGUUGCAGCAUGUCAUUGGAAAAAACUUCUAGCUGAUUGUAAGAUGGGUUUUCAUGAGAGGGUUGCAAGACCAGUAAGAUCAAUUGAAAUGGAUUACUUUGAUUUUGGCAGUUUUGUUACUGCUGGUAGCACCCUAUAUUGGGCUUCUAAUCGGAUGGAGGAUGACUAUAUUUGCCGUAUUAAUGCAUUUGAUUUAGUCAAUCAAAAACAUUAUGAAGAAAGCCUGCACACUGAUCGUAUUUUUGGGAGGCAAGAACGAUUGAUCUCUGUACGUCCAGAUCUUCUCAAUCUGCCUGAUGGGAAUUUUUGCCUUAUCUUGCAGUCAAUGAGGAGAAAGAUGAUGAAGAAGAGUAGGAGAUUUCUUUAUUCUCAUUAUAUAUAUUGUGUAGUGCUUAAGGUGGACAAGGAAGAGGAAGAGGAAGAGGAAGAAGAAGAAGAAGAAGAAGAGGAAGAAGAAGAAGAGGAUGAUGAUGUUUGCAAACAUGGGUUGAGAGUUUCCAUUCUGUCAGUCCAUAAGUAUUCCGUGGAUGACUGGAUACCCCUUCUUGAAAGUGUGUUAGUGGAUAAAGGAUCUUAUACAUCAAAGAAGAAGAAACUGAAGUCAUCAAAUGAGUGGCCUUUAAGGGCCUGCAACCUAUUGGAAAAUUAAGGGAAAAAAAACAGGGAUGAGAAGAGUUGUUUCUGCAGAGGUUGUAUAGAUCGUCAUUAUCUGAGCUUUAGGGUUUAUUUUGACUUUUCUAUUAUAUUUUGCCUAUAUUUAAAAGCUUUGUAAGGUUACACUCUAAUGAAGUAGAAAGCUAUUUUUAUUUAGAGGUUAGUAAAACUAAAUAUGUUUGCAGGGUGCAGUAUUUUGGAUGAAAUAUACUUGUUCACCUUGUUUUUACUAA